Molecule: messenger RNA, 2801 nt
Organism: Prosopis cineraria
Lineage: Eukaryota; Viridiplantae; Streptophyta; Magnoliopsida; Fabales; Fabaceae
Product: receptor-like protein 34
Exons: 7
Coding region: 527-2647 (706 amino acids)
Molecular function (GO): protein binding
Source: RefSeq, a predicted model, not a curated record
CUUGCUGUGGGAUUGGAGAAGUAUAAAAUGAUGUGUGUUUUCCUAGACACACAACUUGCAAUUUUGAUAAGUUUGAUAUGCUCAACAUGGAAAAAUCUCCUUCCUUUGUUUUCCUGAUCUUCUCACUCCAUUGCUUCAUAUCCUCCUUAGCCUUGAUUGAUGCAAACAUCACUACUGAUAAAUCUGCACUUCUUAGCCUUAAAUCUUUAGUCACUUCAGAUCCAUAUGAUUCCUUAUCUACUUGGUCUCUCUCUUCUUCUCCAUGCAAUUGGGUUGGUGUCAUCUGCAAUACUCGCCAUGGAAGGGUUCGUUCCUUGAAUCUUGGUGGCAUGGAUCUUAAAGAUUGAAACUGUUGAACUUGAGCUACAAUGACUUUCAUGGAGAAGUUCCAACAUCGAUAGGAGAUUUAUCCAUAUUGGAGUACUUAAAUAUUGGAAAUAAUAGUUUUGAUGGAUUUAUUCCACUAUCUCUAUUCAAUCUAUCAAGGUUAGAGGUAUUCGAUUGGAGUUGUAAUUUAAUUGAAGGAAUGAUUCCUGUUGAGGUAGGAGGAAUCAAGCGUUUGAAGAUUUUACGACUUGCAGUUAACAAGCUUUCAGGAAUCAUUCCCCAGACAAUUUCAAACUUAUCGUCACUUGAAUUGCUAAGUCUGUCUUAUAACACUUUGUCAGGGGACAUUCCCAAUGAGAUUGGUGAUCUUUCACAACUAAAGACAUUGUAUCUUGGAGCGAAUCAGCUUGUUGGUUCUAUACCAUCUUCAUUAUUUAACAGUUCAAUAUUGCAACACAUUGAACUUGGAGGAAAUCAAUUAUCAGGUGAAAUUCCUUCAUUUCUUUGGAGCAUGCCUUCUUUGAGGGAGGUUAACCUUGGAGGGAAUCAUUUAAAUGGCAAUUUGCCAGAAGAAAUGUGUCAUCAACUCCCUUUGCUGGAAAUCUUGGCUGUUGAAGAUAAUUAUUUAAAGGGAAGCAUUCCAAAAUCAAUAAGUAACUGCACAUCUUUGAAAGAAUUAUAUUUGGAGUCCAACUCAUUUACAGGUGAAAUUCCUUCACUUUUAUGGAACAUGCCUUCUUUGAGAGUGGUUAACCUUGGAAAGAAUAAUUUAAGUGGCAGUUUGCCUGAAGAAAUGUGUCAUCAACUCCCUGUGCUGGAAAUGUUGGCUAUUUAUGAUAAUUAUUUAGAGGGAAGCAUUCCAAAAUCAAUAAGUAACUGCACUUCUUUGAAAGCAUUAUAUUUGGACAACAACUCAUUUACAGGUUUUAUACCCAAGGAAAUAGGAAAUCUUGUUAAACUUGAAGUCUUGAAUUUGGGAUCAAAUCACUUGAGUGGACCCAUUACUUUUAAUGGGAUGUCGUUGGCAUAUAUACUCCUUGAAGACAACUUCUUUACAGGAACCAUGCAAUUCGACCACUUCUUUGGGGAAAACAUGAGUUUCAUUGACUUGAGUUCCAAUUUGCUUCAAGGAGAGCUCACUUCUACAAUUUGCAAUUCUAGCUCACUUGGAGUUCUCAACUUAUCCCACAACAACUUCAGUGGCCAAAUUCCACGCUGCAUUGGGAGCUCUACCCUUACUCUUUAUGUGUUGGAUUUGCAAAGCAAUAGCUUUUAUGGCACCAUACCAGAAACAUUUGAGGUGGGAAACAAGUUGAGGACCUUAAAUCUUAAUGACAAUCUUCUAUAUGGCUUGUUGCCUCAAUCUUUGGUCCAUUGCAAUAAUUUAGAGGUUUUAGAUCUUGGCAGAAAUGGCAUUCAUGAUACAUUUCCCCAUUGGGUUCAAGACCUCAAAGAAUUGCAAGUGCUUGUUCUUAGAGAGAAUAAGUUACAUGGUUUCAUCCCUAAUUUAAACAGAAAAUCCAACUAUGCCUUCACAAAGUUGAGAGUUUUUGACAUAUCCAACAACAAGUUGAGUGGCCCUUUACUUGAAACAUACUUCGAAUCCUUUGAUGCUAUGAAAAAUCAAGAGGUAGAACUUGGUUUAGAAUAUAUGGGUUAUAAUCAAUCUACUUACUCAGGAAUAUAUCAUGACUCCAUCGAGGUGACCUUGAAAGGACAUGAUAUUCAUAUGGAAAAGGUCUUGACUAUUUUUAUAUGCAUUGAUAUAUCUAAUAACAUGUUUGAGGGAGAGAUUCCAAUAUCUAUUGGGCAGCUUAGAGCAUUGAAGGGGCUUAAUUUUUCUCAUAAUAGGCUCAUUGGUGUAAUUCCAAACUCAAUAGGAAAUUUGAGAAAUUUAGAAUGGCUGGACUUGUCAUCAAACAAGCUUAUUGGAAAAAUUCCUAUAGAGUUGAUUAAUCUCAACUUCUUAUCUAUCUUAAACCUUUCACGGAACCAACUUGAAGGUUGCAUUCCUAGGGGUCAACAAUUUGAAACUUUCACAAGUGAUUCCUUUGAAGGAAACAAGCAAUUGCAUGGUUUUCAACUAAUGAUCCCUUGCAACCCCAAUAGGGAAAGGCAAUCACCACAACAAAGUUCAAGUUUUGAAGAUAUAUUUGAAUUUGGAUGGAAACCUAUCUUGCUAGGGUAUGUAUGUGGAGCCUUUUUGGGAUCAACAAUGUUUUGGGUUGUGAUAUUUACAGGUAAACCUCAAAGGCUUGCAAGUUUGGUGGAUGGUCCACUAAAGAAAAGGAGGAGGAGGGUUAGAAAUCGUCAUUCAUAGAAGCUAAUUUUUGAUAUAGGUUUCAAAUUUUCUCUUCUAUCUUAAAUUUUCUUUUUUAUCUUUUCCCUUCUUGUUAAAUGUUCAAGUUCUUGUGUUUUGUGUCCAAUAUUUGUAUCAAAGUUGUGAGGAGAUCAAAGUCUAUUUCUCUUAGCUA